Homalodisca vitripennis (glassy-winged sharpshooter) is the source of this 8560-nucleotide messenger RNA. Its product is annotated as voltage-dependent T-type calcium channel subunit alpha-1H-like. Gene Ontology annotation, cellular component: voltage-gated sodium channel complex; plasma membrane; voltage-gated calcium channel complex. The record is from RefSeq and is a predicted model, not a curated record. Lineage: Eukaryota; Metazoa; Arthropoda; Insecta; Hemiptera; Cicadellidae. Gene Ontology annotation, biological process: neuronal action potential; calcium ion import; sodium ion transmembrane transport. Gene Ontology annotation, molecular function: low voltage-gated calcium channel activity; voltage-gated sodium channel activity.
UCGAGCGUGUCAGCAUGCUGGUUAUCCUACUGAACUGCGUCACCUUGGGCAUGUACCAGCCUUGCGUGGACUUCGAAUGUGUCACCAACCGCUGCAAAAUCCUCCAGAUGUUCGAUGAUUUCAUCUUCGCUUUCUUUGCGCUGGAGAUGUCAGUAAAGAUGAUUGCUAUGGGAGUCUACGGUAAGGGGACCUAUCUGGCAGACUCCUGGAAUCGCCUGGACUUCUUCAUUGUGCUUGCUGGGAUGCUCGAGUACUGUCUGAACGUAGAGAACAUGAACCUGACCGCGAUCCGAACCAUUCGAGUCCUCAGACCUCUUCGCGCCAUCAAUAGGAUACCAAGUAUGCGGAUACUGGUAAUGCUGCUUCUGGACACCCUCCCAAUGCUCGGCAACGUCCUACUCCUCUGCUUCUUCGUUUUCUUCAUCUUCGGCAUCAUCGGUGUCCAGUUAUGGGAGGGCAUCCUACGGCAGCGAUGUUUCCUCAAGCCCAUCCCCAACGUAACCUACCCCAAACCACUGGCGGCCUACUACUCCUACCAAGGGGACAAGGAAGGGGACUACAUCUGCUCCAAGCCGGAGGACAACGGGAUGCACUCUUGCCGUGAUCUGCCCCCCACCAAACAUCAUGAUCUCGUGUGCAACGCCACCGCACUCCCCUGGUCCAACAACAUACCCUCCAACAAGUCAUGUGUCAACUGGAACCAGUACUACACCGAGUGCAAACCACAGGGCAACAACCCUUUCCAGGGCACCAUAUCCUUCGAUAAUAUAGGCCUAGCCUGGGUCGCCAUCUUUCUGGUAAUCAGUCUGGAGGGAUGGAGUGACAUCAUGUAUUACGUCCAGGACGCCCAUUCCUUCUGGGACUGGAUAUACUUUGUUCUGCUCAUUGUUAUCGGGUCGUUCUUCAUGAUCAAUCUGUGCUUGGUCGUGAUAGCCACCCAGUUCUCGGAGACGAAGAAGCGCGAGAUGGAGCGGAUGCGGCAGGAGAGAGCGCGGUACCAGAGCACCAGCACGCUCGCCUCAUCCACCAACAAUUCCGAGCCCACUUCGUGCUACGCCGAGAUAGUCAAACUAGUUGCUCACCUUUGGAGGAGGGGGAAGAGAAGACUGAUCAAGAAGUAUCGGCUGUGGAGAUAUCGAAGACAACAGAAGAGAGAACACAAGUUGGAGCCGAGCAACAACAAUGGAGACCACAACCCAACUUCUCUUGGCAGCUCUCUGGCCCUUCACCCCUUCAAAACCACAGAGGGAGGGGUGUCCGCUAUCCCCCUCCCUCAAGCGCUUCUCUCCCCCACCUUGAGGAGAACACCGGAGAUUACUCCUCUACCAGAAGAGCCAGCCGUCCCCAUCAUAGAGGUGAUAGAGGAGACCCCUCCGACUCCCAAGCGACCUUCCCUUCUCAGAGUUCCUUCCUUCAAUAAUGGAUCUCACUGGGAACCUGAGAGCCACACGGGAGGCAACCUCCUCAGUCCACCCGGCACGACAAACCUGUCCCGGCGUCGUAGCAGCGUCAUGUUCAACGAUGUGGUGCUCCUGCACGGCGACCAGCAGAGCCAGGCUCAGAGUACUCGCAACGUGUGCUCCAGCGAGAAGAUGACGCAGACCGGCGACGGGAACCUGUGGCCUGACGGCGAGGCCCACACGAUCAUCAUCCCUUCCUCCCAUCAGACAAGUAACGCAGAAGCCAUGACGUGCCAGGAGUUGUUGGCGCUGAGCGGAGCGCUGAGUGCGGCUCUGCCCACCGGACAGCUGGCCCUAGACUCACUGUUCUCCUCGCUCAGCAAGGGGGUGCUGGAGUCACACCUGCAGCCUCAGAUACAGUUCGCCAACCGGAUCGGAACUGGUGAUCGGCCCGGUGUGGACUGGGCUAGCUAUGACAAGCCACAGUCGGGUUGCUGUAGUUGCGGCCACACCUGGAGCUGCUUGUGCCAGUGCUUCUGCAGCACCUGUAGCGCUGGCCGUCGGUGUAUUCAAGUCCUAGUGGAGCACAAAUAUUUUCAGCAGGGCAUCCUCCUAGCCAUCCUCAUCAACACGCUCAGCAUGGGCAUAGAGUACCACAAUCAGCCUGAAGAAUUAACUGUGAUAGUGGAGACAAGCAAUAUCAUCUUUUCCGCAAUAUUCGCCUGUGAGAUGCUGCUCAAGGUCAUCGCUGAGGGACCCUUUGGCUACAUCAGCAAUGGAUUCAACGUCUUCGACGGCGUUAUCGUAGUCCUCAGUGUUGUUGAGCUGGGACAGACCUUCAUGGGUGAUCGAGAGGGCAGUUCCGGACUGAGUGUCCUACGGACUUUCCGCCUUCUACGGAUCCUGAAGCUGGUCCGCUUCAUGCCGAACCUGCGCAGACAGCUGGUCGUCAUGCUGCGCACUAUGGACAACGUCGCCGUGUUCUUCUCUCUUCUCAUUCUCUUCAUCUUCAUCUUCAGUAUAUUAGGAAUGUACCUGUUCGGGGGUAAGUUUUGCAUGUUGGCAGACGGCUCAAGGGAGUGCGACUGCGACGAGAUCGUCAAUAAAGACCCAAAGUGCGUUUGUGAUCGGAAACACUUUAACAAUGUGUUGUGGGCAACAGUCACCGUAUUCCAGAUACUAACCCAAGAAGAUUGGAACGUCGUUCUUUUCAAUGGGAUGGAGAAGACCAGCCACUGGGCAGCACUGUACUUCGUAGCUCUCAUGACCUUCGGGAACUAUGUUCUGUUCAACCUUCUUGUGGCCAUCUUGGUGGAGGGCUUCUCGUCUGAGCGUAACGAGAGGAGAGAACGAGAACAACGGGAGCUAGCAAAGGCUCAAGCGGCCGCUACACGCAAGUAUUCUGAAUGCUACAGUGACGAUGUCUACAGUUCCUGCUCAGCUUCGGAGAGCGACAGUUUUCCCCCGGAACUGAAGAAUGAGUGGGAGCAAGAACAGACGAGGAAAGCCAAGGACAACGGACACAGGGAGAAGGAGAACUGCUGGAAGAUGAGGCAGAAGCAGAUAAACAACGGACAAUGCGAAGCCAAGUGUAACAUACAGAAAGAGAGCCAGAUGCUGAGCGGCGCUGCAAUGCCGAUAAUCACACACACAGCCGCUACCCCUCAGGACUCUCCCAACACCACGUUGGACCCCACUUCCCGAGAGUUUAACAACCGCCUACACUCCGCCAUGGCGUUGUACUCCAGCACUCUCUCCAUAGACUCCAUAGACUGUUCCAUGUCAUCCCAAGGAAGUGGUUUGCUGAAACCCCCCAACUUGACUGUGAACAACCUCAACCCCCAGAUGUCACGCAGGGUCAGCCUCGUCACUUCUCCUAAUACAUCACUUCCCAAGAAGGAGCCCCCGUCCAUGGCUCCCAGGUUCCAGAGAGGAUACUCAUGGAAGCUGUCAAGACCUUCUUUGAAGAGAAAAUCAAAAAGUCCUUCAGAUCCUGAGGAAGAACAAGACAUCGUAUUAAAUAACAACAACCAUUUGUUGACUAGUCCGCUCCAUCUAUCCGACCAUUCCCAUUGCAAUGGCGGUUUGCUGGGAAAUACCAUACGAAACAAUACGCAAUGCCGCCGGCCUAGUUGUGCAGCAACCAGUAACAAUCUCCUGAGUCCUCAAGGAUCAUUGCGGAACAGAGCAAAUUCAGGCUGCUGUCACGUGCCUCAGGUUGCAUGGGUCGGAGGAAGUACGUUGGCCAGGCAGAACUCUCUUAGUGGUGGCAGUUCUUGUAGCAAUCAGAACAGUCAGCUGAUGCCGCCAUCUCUUCCUGCUGUACAGAUAACCAAGGUUGGGUCACCCCACAACUCCCACAUGAGUGUCAACUCCGGGCGGGACCUCUCGGCUCACAACCUUUCCGAGGGCUACAGCAAGACACUAAACAAACUAGCAGAGUGCCCUCCCUCCCCUGCACCCCUGCCAAAGGUGAACAAGGUGAGGGAACCGCUGGUUGAGAAGCCACCCGCGCCGUUGCCUGAGGAGGCUACCCAGACUGAUGAAGACCUCCCUCCCGCCAUCAAGAAAGUCUUCUUCUUCUUUGAACAAAAAGGAUGUCUUAAAGAAAGGGUGGACUUUUCACUGUACAUCUUCCAUCCAGAUCACCCGUUCCGACUGUCGUGUGCGAGGUUCGUAGGCCGCAAGUGGUUUGACAAUGCAGUGCUGCUGUUCAUAGCCCUCAACUGUAUUACUCUAGCCAUGGAACGGCCUAACAUUCCUCCUGACAGCCCUGAGCGACUUUUCCUGUCUUCAGCCAACUACGUCUUCACCGUUGUCUUCGCCAUAGAAAUGUUCGUUAAGGUGGUGGCCACAGGAAUGUUCUAUGGGGAAGAUGCUUACUUCAUGUCUGGUUGGAACGUCAUGGACGGUUUACUUGUCAUCAUAUCCAUCAUCGACCUACUCCUCUCCCUACUUACGGCCAGUAGUCCCCGGAUUUUUGGCAUUCUUAGGGUGUUCCGGUUGUUGAGGUCACUGAGGCCUCUACGGGUGAUAAACAGAGCUCCCGGUCUCAAACUGGUGGUCCAGACCCUCUUGUCAUCGCUGAGACCCAUCGGCAACAUCGUCCUCAUCUGCUGCACCUUCUUCAUCAUCUUCGGCAUUCUCGGCGUACAGCUAUUCAAGGGUAUGUUCUACUACUGUGUUGGACCCGACAUCAAGAACGUCAAGAACAAGACGGAUUGUCUCGCGGACAGUCGCAAUAUGUGGGUGAACCGCAAGUACAACUUCGAUGAUCUCGGCAAGGCGCUGAUGUCACUAUUCGUCCUCUCCAGUAGAGACGGUUGGGUCAACAUCAUGUACACGGGGCUAGAUGCGGUCGGAGUUGACCAACAGCCAAUAGAGAACUACUCCGAGUGGCGGCUUCUUUACUUCAUCUCGUUCAUCCUCCUGGUCGGGUUCUUCGUGCUGAACAUGUUUGUGGGAGUUGUGGUUGAGAACUUCCACCGGUGUCGGGAGGAGCAGGAGAAGGAAGAGCGUGUCCGUCGGAUGGCCAAGCGAGCCAAACAGAUGGAGAAGAAACGGAGAAAGAUGCACGAGCCGCCGUACUACACUACCUACUCACGCUCCAGGCUGUUUGUGCACAACGUGGUCACCUCCAAGUACUUCGACCUGGCGAUAGCUGCCGUCAUCGGCCUCAACGUCAUCACCAUGGCCAUGGAGUUUUAUAUGAUGCCUAAGGCCUUAUCGUAUGCAUUGAAGAUCUUCAAUUAUUUCUUCACCGCUGUUUUCAUCCUGGAGUCCAUUAUGAAAUUGGUGGCACUGGGUCUGAGAUUGUAUUUAAAGGACAAAUGGAAUCAACUUGACAUAGGAAUCGUAAUCUUGUCAAUUGUCGGCAUAGCUUUAGAGGAGGUGGAGUCCAAAAUCAUCCCCAUCAACCCCACCAUAAUUCGAGUCAUGAGGGUUUUACGGAUUGCUAGGGUGUUGAAGCUCCUAAAAAUGGCCAAGGGUAUUCGAGCUCUUCUGGAUACUGUGAUGCAAGCCCUUCCUCAAGUCGGAAAUCUUGGAUUGUUAUUUUUUCUUCUAUUCUUCAUUUUUGCCGCUCUAGGAGUGGAACUUUUUGGAAGACUUGAAUGUAGCGAGGAACACCAGUGCCAGGGGCUCGGGGAACACGCACAUUUCAGCAACUUUGGGAUGGCCUUCCUCACCUUGUUCAGAGUGGCUACGGGUGACAACUGGAACGGCAUUAUGAAAGAUACGUUACGAGAUGAAUGUGAUGACCAGGCUGAUUGCGUACGCAACUGCUGCGUACACGCCGGCAUCGCACCUAUAUUCUUUGUCAUCUUUGUCCUGAUGGCGCAAUUCGUUCUUGUCAACGUUGUCGUAGCGGUGCUAAUGAAACAUUUGGAAGAGUCACACAAACAGAUGGAGGAUGAGCUGGAUAUGGAAGUAGAACUAGAAAGAGAGCUAGCCCAGGAGCAGCUGGAGGAGGAGGAAGAAGAGUUGUGUAUGCAGCUGGCAUUAGAGCAGGAUGCUAUACACCGGCCCUUGGCCAAGGUGCUGUCCCUUCCAGCGAACUUCACCUUCAGCUCCAGCUAUUGCGAAUCUGAGAGUCCUAGCAGAGGUUCAAGACGCAGGAGCUCAAUAAACUCUUGGGGCAAAAACAAGGAGGAAAAUUUACUGAAGAACAACCGCAGACGGCAAACACUGCAAGGACCUGCACUCCUGAUACCGCCGGCAUACCCGGCCAUGGGCUAUACCACGGUAUACACAACGGCGCAGGACAAGGACAACAUUGAGACGGGGAAGAGGUUGUUCGCCGAAGGCAUGCGCAAGCCGACUGUCCGGAGAGUAUCCAGCGACUCAAGUACACGACGUCGCUCUGUGGUGGAUGAGCUGCCCUCCCCCUCCCCGUCCCUACUAUCCGUCCCCAAGCUGGGAAGCUCUCUGCUGAGUGCCCCGGGGGGUAGUUGUCGUAGGUUGAUGAGCUUAACGGAGCUAGAGGUGACCACGCCUCACGAUCCUCCUUCAGAAGACAUUUCUCCGGAGUGUGUCUCCCCUGCUGUCCUACUAGUGCCUCCACCCUAUCCUCAUCCCCUGCACCCCGAGGCGUCCUCCCCUUCCCCCUCUCCGGACUCUUCGGAGCCGCCCGAGACGAAAGAUCACGCCAGCGAUGAAGUCAGCUAUAACUCGAAGAGUGAGAUGGACAUUCAGAUAUUGGUCGUUGAGGACAAUGUGACGGUUCUACCCACAGACACGCAAGAGUUGACCGCGUGUGAACGAGGAAAACCGUCGGAGGUUCGACCGGUGACACCGGGUCAGCGGGUGAGAAUACGUUUGUGCGAUACGAGACUGGACUCCGGGAUAGGAGACGACAAGCAUAGCCAGGAAUCCCAACCGUCAUCUAGUGGACCGUACGACCCUGUCGCGGAUCCGGGACUCGAUCGAGUUACAAGCGAACUUUCCUAGUCGCUAGCUCGAAUAUUUGUGUACAUUUCAUUCUCGUUCAGUUGUUUUUUGUAAGAGUCGCAUCUCUACCUGCAACUAGGUUACUGUAUUUUCCACUAUUUUAUACGUUGGUUAAGUCGUCGAACUCUUGUAUAUAGUUUGUAGCCGCAGUCAGGAAUUGUUCCAGAAUUGUCCGCUGACCAAGAUCUUACUAUUGAAAUAAAUGGCCUAAGGUCUUGGAUUGUAAACAGAUCCCGAGUCUGUAACCUUCAAUAUUCUUCAAUUAAUGUAUUUUUAUUUUGUUUAAUUUUUGUUGUUUCUGAUAAAAAGUUGUUAUCUGAACAUUUGUGAAGUUUCUAACUUAACGCGUGAAGAUAACAUAAUAAAGAUAUUUCUUAAUGAGUUGAACACUUGUGUUCUCAGAAAAAUAACAUGAUGGUGGAGUACGCCCAAACUUAAGUUAUGAUCCAUAGUGUAAAUUUCAAUAUAUGUCCAUGUACGUAGUUUCUAUGCAAUAUCAAAGAAGAGUUCUUUUGUAAACUGAUCGUAAUCUGUUGAGAUAAACACUUGUUAAGUUUUGUAGUUGAUGAAAAUUGCCGCACAAAAGUUGGCAGUGACUUUGUAUAGAGUAGAUUAAGUGAUAUUGUAACAAUUCUGAAACUACUGCGGUAUGAUUGUACCUCACGGCUAGAGUGGAGAGCACUGGCCUAAUUCUUGUGUCUCUUUCUGUACAUGAUGCACCCUUUAGCAGCCACAAGUUUCAAAUUUUUUUUCAGAUGCUUGAAGAAACACUUUAUUUUAUUCUCCCUUAUUACGUUUGUUCGAUACAAUCAAUACAAUGAUAUGUCGUUGGUGAAUAUUAGAAUAUUCUACAGUAAAUUGAAGGAAAUUCUUUGUCUAUCCGGUUUUAGUAAUUAAUUAUUUUUUAUUUCACAUUUUAUAGUUUAACCGUGAGGUUAAAUCUAUAAGGCAUGACUGUAAUCUCCCAUAUAUUUUCCGAUUUGGGUUUCAUUUUUUGCAAUCAUACUUAAAGCAAAUCUACGUGUUGUUUCAUACUCUGAUCCUUAUACACUACGAAAAAAGGCAAUGUGUCUAUAGACAGAAGAAAAUUUAUUCUUAAAGCAAGUACAGUAUUGCUUAAAACAGAUAACCCGUUAGUCAUGACUCUGAAAGAAUCUAAGUGUUAUGUUAUCCCUCGGUUAUGCGGUACGACCUUAAUUAUAUUACGCUUAUCCUAUGAAUUAUCUCCGUUCCUUACUGCAGUCUAAAGUAGCCAUUGAAUCAUUUUUAGUUUGUUCUACUAACUAUAUAUAUGUAACGAUUUUCGAUAUAAUCUCAGCUCCUUAAUCAUUUUACUCUUAUUCUUUAAAUUAUCUCUCAGUUAAUGCUGAGUCUUAAUCUCAUAUUCUGAAUCAUUGAAUUAUUUUUAGCUUGUUCUAUACCAAUUACCCUUCGGUAACAUGUUGCAACAUAACCCCAGCUCCUUAAUCAUACUACGCUUACCAUAUGAAUUAUUUCUCCCCGUUAAUUGCUGCAGCUUAAUCUCAGAUUCUGAAUCAUUGAAUUAUUUUUAGCUUGUUCUAUACCAAUUACCCCUCGGUAACAUGUUGCAACAUAACCCCAGCUCCUUAAUCAUAUUACGCUUACCCUAUGAAUUAUCUCUCCCCGUUAAUUGCUGCAGCUUAAUCUCAGAUUCUGAAUCAUUGAAUUAUUUUUAGCUUGUUCUAUACCAA